Messenger RNA from Coprinopsis cinerea okayama7#130, 1128 nucleotides. RefSeq lists its product as hypothetical. Gene Ontology annotation, cellular component: nuclear pore outer ring. Bases 1 to 1128 code for a protein of 375 amino acids. Gene Ontology annotation, molecular function: protein binding. The transcript has 6 exons. The record is from RefSeq and is a predicted model, not a curated record. NCBI's taxonomy places the organism in Eukaryota, Fungi, Basidiomycota, Agaricomycetes, Agaricales, Psathyrellaceae.
AUGGAUCGCGUCUACAACUUUCAGACAGAUAUUUAUGCCUUUAGGGCUUGCCACAACGACGAUGCUCAAGAUUUGGUUGCUAUUGGAGGCUUGCAUUCUGUAGAGGUUCUUCAAUUGAACAAGACAGAGGUCAAACCAAUCGCGUCGUUCCACUUGGGUUCACGCGUUACUUCCAUUGCUUGGUCCUCGUCCACCGUGUCGCCUUCAAAAAGCGAUUCAUGGUCUCUCGAGUUAGCAGUCGCGACAGACGACUAUGGCCUGCAUCUCUUGACCAAAUCCUCGACUGACCGCGAAUACGUCUUCCCCUUCGGAGGAGGCCUCAGUGGACACCAUGGAAUCAUCAACGACAUGACCUUCUGUGGUGGGUGGACUGAGGAUAGUUCGCGCUAUGUCGCGACGGUGUCUGACGACAAGAUGCUCAUGGUAUGGGAUUUGCGUCCUCCAAAAAUCCCUAAUGUGAAUACCACACAUGACGAGGACGAGGACGACAUGUCUCCACCACCCCGCCCACAACCAACAGCUCUCGUCAUCCCCUUCCCCCACCCUCUCGUCUCCAUCUCCUCUCACCCCCUUACAAGCAAAGAGUUUUUGGUAUCAGAUUGUCGAGGUUCGGUCUUUAUGACAGACUGGAGGCUCGACUCUGCAGAUCUGGAGAUGCAGAGCAACUUUAGGCAUUCGAAUUUGGUCGAGUUGGUCGAUCCGGCCGCUUUGGCUGCUGCUUGUGUUGGUCAGAGCCAGAGGUGGACGGGGUCCGUUGGCUGGAGGAGUGAUUCCUUGGACAUUGUUGGAGGUGUCUUUGGCAAUCGUUUUGCCAUUUGGGAUUUGGCGAAUUUGAGAGGCGGGAAGCCGGUUGUUACUUCGCAGGGUGUGAUUGACGGCGGGCACAAGUUUAGGUGGUGCAAAACUUACCCCGAACACUUUGCCGUCUCGACCCAAAUACCAACCAAAGGCGCCGUCAUCCAAGUCUACAACUUGAAUUUCCCUCACGCUCAGCCCACCGUAUUCACGCUGCGACCCAAACCCCAGUUUGUGAGGGAUUUCGACUUUUUGAGUGUCAAGGGGAUUCCGCAGAUUGCAGCCGUCAUUGGGAAGACCGUCUUUGUGUUUGCGAUUGGAGAAGAGUCGUGA